AUAUUCGCUUUUCCCACAAUAUGGGCUCCUCCCCUUCGUCCUCCCCCGCUAGUAUUCCCGGGUCCGCCUGAGGAAUGUAAACUAUUCAACAUGGAGACAGCAGUCAAUAAGCUGGAAGCUCUGGAUUGCUGCUUAAUGCAUGCAAAGUGUUCUACAUGCAACAAUUGUAAUGGAUCCAGAUGGCAAAGCAUUUUCCCUUGACGGUACAGUUUCAAAAAGCCGAAUCAGAUUUGGAUUAUAUUGAGCAAAAGCUGGAGUUUGAGAUAAGGAAAAGUCUUCCGGAAGAUGCAUCUGUACAGGAAAAUCCUGUCAAAUUACUGGAGCAGUUGGCAACAGUGAAAUUAAGGUUCAAAACUUUAUCUGCACAGUUGGAAACUAUUGCAGGUGACCAGCAAAAAUCAGUAGACAGUAUUCAAGCGACUAUUGGCAACACAUUGAAAAUGGUGCAACACUUACAACAACAAACUGAUUUUCAGGUGUCCCCUUUCUCACAAGAAGAACUUCAUGCACUUCAGCAAUUAGAAAACCUAGCAAUGAAAGGAGGAAGUGUGCAGUGAACAAGAGCAACAGAAAGCACUGACAGAUUCACAGAAUGGACACUGAUGAUAAAACCUUGUCCUUCAAACAGUAACACCUUUUAAACAAGAUGUCUUGUCUCAAGAUAUAUGUUUUUAUUGAUGUAAAGAAUGUUCUAUGUAUAUUGGUUUAUAUACAAUAGAAAAUAAUUUCCUUUAUUAUAAAAGGCAUACUCCAAUAUAUUUUGUCCUUAAGGACAGUUCUGCUUUUGGAUGUGUUUGGGAAUCCAAAGCUACUAAAAGGCAUAAUACCAAGAGGACUGCCACUAAUUUGGGGCUGCCAACUCCAUUUUGUUAACUCCAAGUAAUGCUACUGAAGUAUUUUAAUGUGUACUGUAAGUAUGACAUUGCUUCAUGCUAAUGAAAAAAAAUAUUUUGUAAUAAAGAUAUAUAGAUUUUUUUUCA
Messenger RNA from Xenopus laevis (African clawed frog), 980 nucleotides. RefSeq names its product spindle and kinetochore associated complex subunit 2 L homeolog (gene ska2.L). Gene Ontology annotation, cellular component: spindle; spindle microtubule; outer kinetochore. Gene Ontology annotation, biological process: chromosome segregation; mitotic cell cycle; cell division. The record is from RefSeq and is a predicted model, not a curated record. The transcript is spliced from 6 exons. NCBI's taxonomy places the organism in Eukaryota, Metazoa, Chordata, Amphibia, Anura, Pipidae. Bases 180 to 557 code for a protein of 125 amino acids. Gene Ontology annotation, molecular function: microtubule binding.